GUCACUCACGACCAUUAUAGCAGUGGUGUGGGAGAUGCGCCGGGGCAGAGCGCACACCGCAAAGCCUCGGGAUCUUGCACAAUCGAGUGGAUCUGCCUUAUCUUUUUAUGGGGAUGAUUACAAUGGAGGAAUUACAAAGCAGAUUUGGACCAACAUAUGCAAAGAAGUGCCUUCGCAUGCUGGGUCAAUCGAAUCCCUGUACCGCAGGCAUUUGCGCACAGUCAGAGACCUAAUACUAACUGCAAACACGCGUCCGAUUUUAUUAUAAUCAGCGAAGAGACUGGCCUGGAAACUAGACUCCUUUAGUCCUGCCUUACUGUACAGUUAGAGAUGCCUGUGUUACAGCACCUAAACACUACUGCUGGUGCUUCACACACAGAUUAUGAAUGGAGGUACGAGUACUACGAUGAUGAAGAGCCAAUUUCCUUCGAGGGACUCAAAGCGCACAAAUAUUCCAUUGUAAUUGGAUUCUGGGUGGGUCUUGCAGUGUUUGUCAUUUUUAUGUUCUUCGUGCUUACUCUUCUAACCAAGACAGGAGCUCCACAUCCAGAGAGUUCUGAACCGUGUGAGGAUUGCGUGCAUCUGACUAGCUGUGUGGAGGAACUAGGCCGCCCCCGAGAUCCAGAGAACACCAGAGCUGGUUUACCUCAAUCCUUACUUGAGGAAUCUAGGUUCCUCUUUAAUUGCUACAUUAAUGAAGAAGAGCAGGCAGGAGAACCCUCUCUGAGCCGAGCCCGGAGAGCUCACACACGAUCAAACAGCAAUGAGUUGAGUGGGCUGGUGAAAACUAGUGGCGUAAUUGGCCAGAAUACUCAACUGGAUAUGAUGGAAGAUAAUGAAGCAGAUUUUCUGGCUCAUUUCAACAUCCCAAACUUUGUAAACUCUGAACUUAGCUCAACACUGGGUGAAGAUGACUUAUUGCUGACUGAGCCACCUAUUAUAAUGGAAAGUGAAUCUCGUUCACACAGUACCAGUCACAUUAGAGACUAAGCAACCGGAACUGGAGAAGAUGAACAUAAAAGAAGAUGACAUAAAUCUCUCCGACUGGAACAAACAUGUUAAAAACAAAGUGGCACAUCUACUUUAGAAAACAGACUAAAGACCAUCACUGAACUUAUAGCAUUAAUAUUUACACAAACCUCAUUCAUUUUCUCUGUCUCACGGCCAUGCACCCAUUUUUGUGUAUUAUCUAGUUCAGAGGUAGGCUGAGCUACACUGUAAAUCUUUAUGAAGUGCCUCUUGGUAAAGUUGUAAACAAAUAUCUUUUAUCAUUCACUGUUGUUACAGUAUGUUUGUUUUGUAUGAAAUUGACAUCGGAUGAAAAAAGCAAUGCUGAAGGAAAUUAUCGAAUUAAAAAAAAAAAAAAGUGAAAGAUUGUUUUUUAAAUUAAGAUUUGUUUAGUUAUGAUAAUAACAGCACACUUAAAAAUUUGAACCAAAAUGCAAGGUUUGUAUGUAUAGUAAAAGUAUCACCAGUGUAAAUGUUCAUUAAUAGCAAAUAGUGUGUUAUGUAUUAAGAAUGGGGAAAGAACAGCUCAGGUAACAGCUCAGAUUCUCUUGACUUUUGGGCAGUUGGCUGUAAUAGAAUUGAAUUUGAUCUUUGAACUAAAACAGGGCAAAGACCUUAUUUUGAGCUUGCAGAAAGCUUCUGUGGUUGGAAGUACUUUUAAUAUAUGAUGAACGUUUUAAUUUUUCAUUGUGAGGAAUUCAUAUAGAAACUCAAAUACAUACCAAAUUCAAAUAGAUUUGAUAGUUUCAAAACUAUAACCUUAUAAAUCUGAUGUGGAAUUAGGGAUGAGUGAUCGGGCACAGCUAAAUGCAUCGUAAUAUGUUUUUCUAAACAUAGUGUUGAACUGUUCUAUAAAGUAAAACAUAGUCUAGGGCAAACAAUCUCCAUGUACAUCAAACUGUGUAGUAAAAAGUAGCACUUUGAAUAUUUUACAGUAUGUGUUAUUUAAUUUACUAUUGCAUGUUUUGCUUCUUGUUAUGUAGUCUAUUUUUGUAAACAUUAAAUGAUUCAUCUCAUUGUAAUUCAUUAGCUGAUUUCUGUGAGACACUGUGAUUCAUUUGUAUUGUGACUAUAUGUCUCAUUUAUUAAUCUUUCAGCCAAGCGGUGUGUAAAUGUUUGCUAAAUCCAAAACCUAAACAAAGAUUUUCCACAAGUUUCUGAAAUGCUCAUUUUUUUUGGUACUAUCAUUUAUGUUGAGCCUUUGUAAAGUAUAAAGCUUGUUUGUUUUUAAUGUCACAAAACUACACAAAUGGUAAAAUAAUGAAAUAUUGAGAAAGAAAAUGCAGAAAGGCAAAGGUCAAAGUCAUUCUGAUUCACUUGUUUGCCAGUAUAAAACAGGUAGCAUUCCAAAUCUAAGGAAAAAAUACAGUCAAGUGAGAUAAAAAUAACUUAUAGACAAAAACAAAGGAGGAAAACUACACUGUAACCAGUUGUUAUAAUAAUAUAUUUAUUAUUAUUAUGUUUUAAGUGUCUUCGCUGACAUUUUCCUUAUAAGCAGCUAAAGCGUUUAUUUAUGGCUUACGGAAAUGCACAGAUAGACCAGCCUGUUCUCUGUUUAUUUGCAUUAUACAGUACAUAAAAAUGUCUAAUAUUAAUGUAUUAAUUUGACUGUUUUGCCAUUAAUCUACACAGAAUAAGCCAUCGUGAUCAUUAUAUUAAUCAAAUAAUUCUUUUUAUUUUUUUAUUUUCAUGAGUAGUACUUUAUAAAAGCAACUAUGGAUGAUAUUAUAGCUUGAUGAUAUUAUAUUUAGCUAUAUCUUAUAGUUUUUCUUGGGUUUCUCUUGCUGUGUGCUCCUGUAUUUGGGCAAUUUCUCUCAUUCUUUCAUGGAUAUGCAUGUCCCACAUAAAAGUAGAAUUUAGUGAACAUGUGCACAGAGCUGAGAAGUAAUGAAGUCCAAAUGCUUCGUUACUGUACGUAAGUAGUAUUUUUCGGACAACAUUUUACUUUCACUCAUUAAAUA
Silurus meridionalis is the source of this 2969-nucleotide messenger RNA. It is a transcript of the gene mrap2a, whose product is annotated as melanocortin 2 receptor accessory protein 2a. Gene Ontology annotation, cellular component: endoplasmic reticulum; plasma membrane. The record is from RefSeq and is a predicted model, not a curated record. The coding region runs from base 331 to 990 and encodes 219 amino acids. Lineage: Eukaryota; Metazoa; Chordata; Actinopteri; Siluriformes; Siluridae. The transcript has 3 exons. Gene Ontology annotation, biological process: protein localization to plasma membrane; regulation of adenylate cyclase-activating G protein-coupled receptor signaling pathway. Gene Ontology annotation, molecular function: type 4 melanocortin receptor binding; type 1 melanocortin receptor binding; type 5 melanocortin receptor binding.